UUUUGCAUGGCAGUGAGGUUAUUUUCACAUGAAUUAUCUGACUUGUGUCUUGGCAAGCCGGCGCUGAGGUCACUUUCGAUAACGUCCACCGUCGCCGACGCUCUUGAGGUGUUGAAAACUUCCGGUGAUAACUCUGUUAGCGUCUGGAGUUGCGAUCGUGAGGUUGCUGGUGAUUACGGGGAUGAUUGUAGAUGUGUAGGCAGAGUUUGUAUGGUGGACUUGAUUUGUUAUCUUUGUAAAGAUGAAAAGUUGGCGUCGCCUUCGCUUGCUUUGAAGGAGCCUGUUUCUGUGCUUUUGCCGAAGAUCCAUGGCCUUGUUUUGCAUGUGGAACCCUCUUGCAGCUUGUUGCACGCAAUUGAUCUUAUAGUUGGAGGAGCUCAAAACCUUGUUGUUCCAAUCAAAACGGAGCUUGGGAACAAGAGAAAACAGCACCAGAAGCAAUCACCGACGGUAACUAUUCACAAAGGCCGUGAAUUUUGUUGGCUAACACAAGAAGACAUAAUCAGAUUCCUACUCAGUUUCAUUGGCCUCUUUUCGCCGAUCCCCGCCUUCUCCAUCGGCACACUCGGCAUCAUCAGCUCCGAAAUCCUCACCAUCGAGUACCACUCCCCUGCCUCUGCGGCCAUAGGAGCCAUUUCUCGAGCUCUAAUGGACCAAACUUCAGUGGCCGUCGUUGACAGCGAGGGAACUUUGGUCGGAGAAAUCUCUCCAUUCACCUUGGCCUGCUGCGACGAGACGGUCGCAGCAGCCAUCAAGACGUUGUCCUCCGGGGAUCUAAUGGCCUACAUCGACUGUGGAGGUCCACCAAAGGACCUAGUCCGGGUCGUUUCCGCACGGUUGAAGGAGAGAAACUUGAAUGGAAUGCUCGAACAUUUGACUACGUCACUGUCAUGUGGUGGAUUCUCAUCGUCAUCAUCUUCGUGGUCCGAUGAGGAAUCCACAGGGGUUCAAGUGUCGCCAUUGCCGAGGUCCCUGAGACAUAGUAGGUCGAUGAGUUAUUCGGCCAGGAUGGUGAGGGGAGCCGAGGCGAUCGUUUGUCAUCCCAAGAGUUCAUUAGUUGCAGUGAUGAUCCAAGCCAUUUCUCAUAGAGUUAACUACGUUUGGGUUAUAGAAGAUGAUUGUAGCUUGGUCGGAAUCGUCACAUUUUCCGACAUGUUAAAGGUUUUCAGGGAACAUAUGGAACCUAUUGCUUAGA
Messenger RNA from Hibiscus syriacus, 1195 nucleotides. Its product is annotated as CBS domain-containing protein CBSX5-like. NCBI's taxonomy places the organism in Eukaryota, Viridiplantae, Streptophyta, Magnoliopsida, Malvales, Malvaceae. The coding region runs from base 7 to 1194 and encodes 395 amino acids. The record is from RefSeq and is a predicted model, not a curated record. The transcript has 2 exons.